AUGGAUGAUCUGAAAAAAGCCUCUCUUAGAGAUGAAGAACUACAGAAGGUUAAGGACGCGAUUUACUCAACAAAUUGGGAUGAUGUUCCAAACGAAUACAAGACGACGACGAUUAAGGAGGAUUUGUCAUUGUUCGGGGAGUUGAUUCUUCGGGGCGAUCGAAUCGUCAUACCGAAAGCGUUAAGAGAGCAGGUGGUUCAUCUCGCCCACAUAGGACAUCAAGGGAGUACCUCCAUGAAAGCACAACUACGAGCUAAAGUAUGGUUUCCCGCUAUGGACAAGAUGAUAGACUUGGUCGUAAAAAACUGCAAACCAUGUAAAAUGACAUCUCUUCCGGACAAACAUAAUCCCAUGUCUCGGAGACUUCCUACACAGCCGUGGCAAGACAUCGCAAUAGACUUUAAAGAAGGUCUUCCUGGAGAUAUGUCCUUGCUAGUAGUAGUCUGUUACACCUCUCGUUUCAUACAAGUUGAACCGAUGAAACCAGCUACCACACAACGGGUCAUUGGAACACUACUGCAAAUGUUCAGCUCAUUCGGAAUACCAAGAUCUAUCACCGCGGACAAUGGUCCGCAAUUUAAAUCAAUUGAGUUCAAGAAUUUCUGUCUCAGCUACGGAAUACAUCUCAACCUUUCUACCCCAUAUUGGCCCGAGCAAAAUGGAGCUGUAGAAAGGCAAAUGCGGAACAUAGGAAAGCGGGUCAAAAUCAGCUCCAUUCAAGGUACGGACUGGAAAACUGAUUUAAAAGAGUACUUGAUAUUGUAUCAUUCUACACCACAAGAAACGACUGGACUGUCACCUUACAAAAUGAUGUUUGGUAGGGAGGUAUAUAAUGGUAUACCAUCAAUAGAUCAACCGCCUACACUAUCCCUUGAAGCAGCGAAAGAUAAAGAUAUGGAAUUGAAGGAAUAUCACAAAAGAAUUGCGGACACUCAACGGAACGCCAAACAUCAUAAUUUGGAGAGGGGUGAUACAGUGUUGAUGCAGAAUCUCAAGAAAGGUACCUUACAGCCGAAUUUCACAGCAGAAGAGUUUGAAGUUCUGGACGUCAAUAAAGGGGCAGUUCAGGUCAAGUCCAACGAUACAGGUAAAGUGUACCUCCGGAACAGCACUCAUCUUAAAAAGUUGAAUUAUGACAUAAGGCCACUGUCGUCGGAAGAAGAACCAUCGAAAUCUAAACAAACAAUGGUAAACACCGAAGACGAAGGGGAGCAUUUCACGAAGCAAGAUACAAUUCCGGGAAGCAGCCGAGACCCAAUAGAAAGACGCCGAAAGAUCCCAACUAGAUAUGAUGACUUUGUGUUGUAACGGUUGGUAAGUUUUAACUUUAGACGAUGUUUUCAAUAAAGAAAUAUUAAACUAGGUUAUCGUAUAUGUUUUGAUUCUAAUUAAAAGGAGGAAUGUAACGGUUAGACAGUAUUAUACCUGACUAGUAAAUAACGUUGGUCAUGCCAUUGAAGGAAUGAAUAAAAGAGAACGCAUUACGGGUUACAGAGGGUGAGCAUAACAGGAGUUAUAUUCGGACGGUGACGGUGAUCGGUCGAGUUGUGUACGACGUGCCGAACCGAGUGCGAUUACAGAUUCUGAGCAGCAGUUUACAAUAGCUGGAAGUUUACCCAUCGCUUUUUGUGGUUUACGUUCAACAAUGUCGGAAUAAUUUUCCAUCGGUUUCUGAUCUUGAAGUUCCUGUGAAUAAAAAUAAAUAUUCAACAUUGCGUACCUUUUCUAACAUUCAAACCAAACUUACAUGUGUACAGCAGUACUCGAUUGUAUUAGUGAGAGGCAACCGGAGUCACUGAGUACAUGGAGAGUGUUUAUCAUGACAAGUGCAUACGAGUACGUUUUUCGCUUAAUCAGCUCCGAGAAGCUAGAAGUUACCCACUAUUAUUAAAACUGUUGUUUUAGAAUCAAAUCCAGACGUCGCACAUAUCGGGCUUCA
Armigeres subalbatus is the source of this 1939-nucleotide messenger RNA. RefSeq lists its product as uncharacterized. The record is from RefSeq and is a predicted model, not a curated record. Gene Ontology annotation, biological process: DNA integration. The transcript has 2 exons. Lineage: Eukaryota; Metazoa; Arthropoda; Insecta; Diptera; Culicidae. Gene Ontology annotation, molecular function: nucleic acid binding. The coding region runs from base 1 to 1308 and encodes 435 amino acids.